GAAUUUCUCUUCUCUCAUUCAAAGGUUACUAAUUUCGCUCGUAGAAUUUUGCCCUAUUUGCAUUAGCUGUCGACAACGUCUAAGGCAAGAAAACUUGAUUUGGAACCCUAAUCGAUUCUAGCUCCAUUGUAUCAAGAUCAAGCCCCCCUACGCCGGAUAUUAUAGCGUUUUUGGGUCAUAUUUUCUCUUAAUUAGGAUUUGCUCAUCGUUGUAGCUUUAGCGGAUCGAUUUCGAGGUGCCCUAAUUUUCUGAUUUCGUAGAAAUUGGUUGUUCUGGGAAAGAUGACGACUUUAUCCAAAAAAGAAACAUUGAAUAUGAACAAGUUUGGAUUGCAACUGAGGAAGACCCUGUCCAAGAAAGUUCUUCCUAUUGCUCCAAUACUUGGUGAAGAUGAAGAAGACAACGAUGUGGACAAGGAGAUUUCUCGUCAAGCUUCAAAGACCAAGUCUCUUAAGAAAUUUGAGGAGCAGCAUAAGAAAGCCUUGGAGGAAGACCCUUGUGCUUUUGCUUACGAUGAAGUUUAUGAUGACACGAAACAGGAAGCACCUCUUCCACGACUACAUGAACGUCAAGAGUGCAAUAAGCCUAUAUAUAACCAGCUUAUGAAGGAAAAGGCAGACCGGAGACAGAAAGAACGUGAGAUAGUUUACGAGAGAAAGCUUGCGAAAGAGAGAGCCAAAGAGCAACAUCUUUUUCCAGAUCAAGUUAAGGUUGUAACCGGUAGUUAUAAAAGGAAACUAGAGGAACGAGAUCAAUGGCUCUCAGAAGAAAGAUUGCGUGAACUUGGAGAGGAAAAAGAUGAUGUUACAAAGAAGAAGGACUUGAGUGAUUUCUACUUCAACAUUGGGAAAAAUGUGGCGUUUGGAGCUCGAGAUAUCAAAGCUAGAGAGACAGAGAGGCUCAAGGAGCAAAGAAAAGUACCGAAGCUAGAGGAGCUAAGGGAAAAGAUGAAAACAGAAUCACCAGAGAGGGUAGUGUUGCCUGACUCCAGAGAUAUUGGAUCAAGUUGUAGGAUAAUUGUGGAACUGCAAGAAGCAGAGCACGUAGCAUCUGAGGAGAAGAUGAAUUCAGAUGCCACAGAAGAGAGAGACUUAUCAAUCAAAGGGGCAGCAAAACAUGAGCCGAGAGCCACUUACCAACACUGCAAAAAUAGAAGAAUAGUUUUGCAAGUCUUGUAGAAUUCAAUAAAAUGUUACUUUUUGGUUCAAUUCUCUUUUGAUUAUCACAAAAACUAUUGUUUAGAACUAAUUUCACAAAAUUAGAUUCACACUUU
Arabidopsis thaliana (thale cress) is the source of this 1273-nucleotide messenger RNA. RefSeq names its product nuclear speckle splicing regulatory-like protein (DUF2040). The transcript has a single exon. The coding region runs from base 282 to 1178 and encodes 298 amino acids. Lineage: Eukaryota; Viridiplantae; Streptophyta; Magnoliopsida; Brassicales; Brassicaceae. Gene Ontology annotation, biological process: regulation of alternative mRNA splicing, via spliceosome. The record is from RefSeq and is marked reviewed.